Messenger RNA from Arabidopsis lyrata subsp. lyrata, 733 nucleotides. RefSeq lists its product as uncharacterized. The record is from RefSeq and is a predicted model, not a curated record. Lineage: Eukaryota; Viridiplantae; Streptophyta; Magnoliopsida; Brassicales; Brassicaceae. The transcript is spliced from 5 exons. The coding region runs from base 260 to 733 and encodes 157 amino acids.
GACGAAUUGCCUCAUUAUUGGUUUGCUUGUUUCUUGACAUUGUUUGGCGUUAUGUACAGCUUAUUACAUUUAGUUCAUUAUUGAACUUAGUUAUGGAUCAUUAUUGAAUCUGGUGUGACUAAUUUGAUUGUUGUUUUCUUUCGUGUGUUUUAUAUUGUGAAGUUACGAAUGUAAAAUCUGUCUAAAGGUGCAUAACAACGAAAGAGACUACUUAUCGCAUCUUCACGCUCAUUUUCAAGAGAAAAAGUUCAGAGAUGAAAUGAAAACAGAGAACACUUCAGAUAAUGAUCUUUAUGAUUCAGAAUUUUCUGAACCUCCUCAUUUAAGUAAAUGGUUUCCGGACUAUGUCUAUGAAUCACCGAUGUUGGAUACAUGUUAUGGUUUUGAAUUCUCUGACCUUAAAGAAAGUGAAAGUAUAAAGGAUUUGGAAAUUAAGAAAGAGACACUAACAAAAAUCGAUGACUUAGUCUCUUCUAAGAUUGAUGAUAUGACUGACUCGCAAGCUGCAUAUUCAGAGUUGGUAGUUGAGGAUAGUGACAUAGACGAUGCCGUAAUAGACAAAAACCGUAGAAGUCUUUUUCGAAGAGUGGCUAAGCGAAAACCUACAAUACCAACCGUUGAAGAAGAGUUAACUUACUUGAAGAACCGAGUCAGUGAUCUAGAAGACAAAGUAAGCUAUUUGUAUGAUGUUAUUAGUCGUCUUAUUAUCUCCAAUGGCAACAAUAGUAAUUAG